GAGACCCACAUUCUUAGUACUUUGGUUUGACCGAUUUUGGACUAUAUUUCCCUCCACAUCCACGUGUGUUUCAACUUUCACCUUUAAGAAAGUUGUUCUCUUUUCUCUACCAACAAGAGUUCAUACCUCAAUCUCAAUGCCUCUUUACCUCUCUUAAGGUAAUCAAAUCAACGUGUCUAUUGGAUUAAUUCUUCCUAUAUCAAUGAAGGGUGAAACAGUGAACGUAACAUGGCUAGGUGGUAUUUGGCCAGUUUCACGCAAGAGUGGUUCAGAUGAAAAUAAUGAAAUUGGAAUUAUGGCAUUUGAGGUUGCAGGGUUGAUGUCUAAGGUUGUUAAUUUAUGGCAUUCUUUGAGUGACAAUGAAUUAAUGAACCUAAGAGAAUGGAUAGUAAGUUCAGUUGGUGUCAAAAUGCUUGUUUCUGAUGAUGAAUAUUUCUUGAUGGAGCUUACAAGGAAUGAGAUACUUAAUAACUUUCAAUCUUUAUCACAAUCUGUGGCAAGGUUAAGCAAGAAGUGUAAGGAUCCAAUGUAUCACAGCUAUGAAAGUUUUGUUCAUAACCCUUUUGAAAAUUAUGUUCAAUGGUCAGGUUGGGAAUAUAGAUUGAAAAAGAUGGAGAAAAAGGUGAAGAAAAUGGAAAGAUUUGUUUGUUCUUUGUCACUUUUGUCACAAGAGCUUGAGGUGUUAGCUGAGUGUGAACAAACUUUAAGGCGAAUGAAGUUGACUCGCGAUGUUGUUAAUAAGGCGAAAUUGCUCGAGUUUCAGAAGAAAGUUAUGUGUCAGAGGCAACAAGUGCAAAAUGUAAGAGAUUUGUCUCCUUGGAGUAGAAGUUAUGACUAUAUUGUUAGAUUGUUGGCAAGAUCAUUGUUCACAAUUCUUGAGAGAAUCAUACUUGUGUUUGGAAAUAGUCAUUUACCAAUUGAAAAUCUAAAAAAUGAUACUAAUAAUCGUCUGGCGCGCAACCAUUCCUCCCCUGCUCUCCAUGUCAUGCAUUCUUCCGUUCAUCCUUCUCCCGAGACGAAUCUAAACGAAUUUUGUUCAGGGCCUAUUGGAAGAAAGAACAAGAGCAAGAAAAAGAAGAAAGAUCAACCAGUGCUACUUCAUUCACAAGAUUCAUCAUGUGAAAAGCUUCUUCCCUCAGAAGGUAAGCAAUUGACAUAUAUUGGAUCCUUCAAAGGUUGCAUAUCUGUUCAAAACGAUUCUCAUGUAGUACAGAGUUGUAUACCAUCUAAUGGUAGUUCUAUGAGGAAAAACAUUGAUGUCAACACGAAAUCGCUCGUCAAUAAACCGUCCCUCUUCCACAGAAGUAGAGUUUAUUUCAAACUAUCUCUCAAGGAAAAGUUAAAACCGAUUCCAUCAACUCUUGGUGAUGCAGCUUUAGCUAUACAUUAUGCAAAUGUAAUUGUAUUGAUAGAGAAGAUAGUGUCAUCACGUCGCACGAAUACAAUCGAUGUUCGAACGAGAGACGAUCUUUACAAUAAGCUACCGACAACUAUAAGAACAGCUCUGAGGGGUAAGCUUAAAUGGUAUGCCAAAAGUAAGCUUGAAACAGAAUGGAAUGUGGUACUCAAACAGAUAUUGGAGUGGUUAGCUCCACUUGCACACAACAUGGUAAAGUGGUAUUCUGAGAGGAAUUUUGAGAAGGAAUAUACUAGUUUGAAAGCAAAUGUUUUACUUGUACAAACUCUUUACUUUGCAAAUCAAGCAAAAACUGAAGCUGCAAUGGUUGAACUUCUUGUUGGUCUUCAUUAUGUAUGCAGAAUUGAUGUAGAAACUCGUUUUAGAAGGAAUUAGUUGUGUGAUAAAUGUUUGUAUAUUGAAGGAAUGCAAAAGUAGAAAAGUACAGAACAAAUAGUUAAGUCAUAGGACAAUAUUUUGUUUUGUACAUUGGUAUAUAUACAUAAGCAUUACAGAUACAAUUUUGUGUUGUACAUUGUUUGAUUGAAAUGGAUACAAACCG
This is a messenger RNA of Medicago truncatula (barrel medic), 1958 nucleotides long. RefSeq names its product protein PSK SIMULATOR 1. The transcript is spliced from 2 exons. Gene Ontology annotation, biological process: positive regulation of growth. The record is from RefSeq and is a predicted model, not a curated record. NCBI's taxonomy places the organism in Eukaryota, Viridiplantae, Streptophyta, Magnoliopsida, Fabales, Fabaceae. Bases 203 to 1792 code for a protein of 529 amino acids.